Molecule: messenger RNA, 1303 nt
Organism: Gastrolobium bilobum
Lineage: Eukaryota; Viridiplantae; Streptophyta; Magnoliopsida; Fabales; Fabaceae
Exons: 8
Coding region: 66-779 (237 amino acids)
Molecular function (GO): protein binding
Source: RefSeq, a predicted model, not a curated record
CCAAAGGGAUAGGAGGACCGGAGGAGGAGGAGGAGCGUUAGCGUUGUUUUAAAUUGAAUCAAUCUAUGAAGAGUCACACUCUGACUCUGUUACUGAUUUCUCCUCCCCCCAAACGAUGUCGUCCCAAAGCACAGCAGCUCCAAGAAAUUCGGGUGUGCACCAAUCGCACCUGCCGCAGACAGGGCUCCUUUCAAACCCUGGAGACCCUAUCUGGCCUAGCUCCUCCAAACGUCGCCAUUAAGUCCUGCGGCUGCUUGGGCCGGUGCGGCGGCGGCCCCAACCUGGUGGUCCUGCCAGAUGGUCUCAUCGUCAGCCAUUGCGGGACGGCUGCUCGGGCGGCGGAGGUCAUGGUGAGUCUGUUUGCCGAUGGCGACUCCAAGACUAGUUUGGAUGCGCUCGCUUUGAGGAAGAGAGCCGAUAUUGAGUUUGAGAAGCGAAAUUUCACUGAUGCUGAGCUUCUGCUCUCACAGGCUAUAGAUUUAAAACCAUUUGGUGGCAUACAUGUCACAUUUAAAUGCAGGUCAUUUGUAAGGUUGGAAUUGGGCAAUUACUAUGGUGCCCUCGAAGAUGCUAGGGAGGCUUUGACAUUAGCUCCCGGGUAUUCUGAGGCUUAUAUCUGCCAAGGCGAUGCCUUUUUGGCACUGCAGCAACUUGAUUCAGCAGAACAGUCAUAUUUAGCAUCUUUAGAUAUAGAUCCUUCUAUCCGUCAUUCUAAAUCAUUCAAGGCUCGAAUAACGAAGCUUCAGGAAAAACUUGCUGCUGCUAAUACGUCAAGUUAAUGCAAUAACAGUGAUGUCAGGAGUAAUAAUAAUUUAAUCUACUGUUUCCAGGGUUGGAACAAGUACUAUAGCCUUAGAGGAGCAAGCUUGAAAUUAAUCUAGUAUUGGAAGCCCUAGUUCUUGAUCAAUCAAGAAUAGGGUGAUCUUGGUGUAGAAUUAUAUUUGGAGUAGCUUUCUUGGACUUUAAGUAACAUUGGAGGGAAACCUUAAACAGGUACUCCAGCAGUAGGAGAGAGUAACUUACAGCACACGAGGCCCAUACAUGGUUAGAGGACCCAACUAUAUUGGACGUGUUAUUUUGAGGAUGAUUGUAUCUAUUCUUUUGGAGCAUGAUGUAUGAUCAUGCAUAGAGAUAGUCUGUUAUUUAUUUUGAGAGACAUGUAUGUUUAUGAUGUAUAUAUUCUACAAUUAAGGCAUGUGUGGCCUUUAUACAUUUAUAUGCUUCUGAUAUUGGCAUGCAUAUGAAUAUAUGUAUGAUAUGUUAGAUUAUAUAAAGGUUGGCACGAAACCAUUAUUUGUAUGAA